This is a messenger RNA of Clupea harengus (Atlantic herring), 2886 nucleotides long. It is a transcript of the gene ankmy2a, whose product is annotated as ankyrin repeat and MYND domain containing 2a. Lineage: Eukaryota; Metazoa; Chordata; Actinopteri; Clupeiformes; Clupeidae. The record is from RefSeq and is a predicted model, not a curated record. Gene Ontology annotation, molecular function: protein binding.
CUUUUAUUUUGACAAAGUAGACUUUGGUAGCCAUUUGUGGGGAAGCUCAGGGUCGCUGAUGAAUUACACCAAGUAAACCAAUGCUGAUCAACUCGAUUUGGUAACGUUAUUCCUCUUUAGGCACGUCGAGAGACUACUACAAUUGCAAGUAAAAUGUCUGCUCCAGCAAAAGGGGACCUGAGAGACGACGAGAGGGAAUUAUUACUAGUUAUCGCUGCAGGUAACGUUCAGGAGGCUUCGCGACUGCUGGGUUGCAAAGAGGUGCGCGUCAACUGUUUGGACGAAUAUGGAAUGACCCCCCUUAUGCAUGCUGCCUACAAAGGCAAAGCAGACAUGUGCAAACUGCUUCUGCAGCAUGGAGCUGACGUCAACUGCAACGAACACGAACAUGGUUAUACCGCCCUCAUGUUUGCCGGCCUCUCAGGUAAAACCGAAAUCACCUGGAUGAUGCUGGAUGCCGGGGCUGAGACAGAUGUGGUGAAUUCUGUGGGGAGGACGGCAGCACAGAUGGCUGCUUUUGUUGGACAACACGAUUGUGUCACUGUCAUCAAUAAUUUCUUUUCUCGUGCGAGACUGGACUAUUACACCAAAGCCCAGGGUCUAGAGAGGGAGCCCAAGCUAGCGCCCAAACUAGCAGGCCCCCUCCACAAGAUCAUUAUGAGCACCAAUCUCAACCCUGUGAAGAUGGUGUUGCUGGUUCAAGAGAACCCUAUGCUUGCGGAGCCAGAUGCACUGGAGAAAUGCAGUCAUGUGAUGGAGUUGAUCUGUGAGAAGUGUGUGAAGCAGCAAGACAUGAAUGAGGUCCUGGCUAUGAAGAUGCACUACAUCAGCUGUGUGCUCCAGAAAUGUGCUGUCUUCAUGAAAGACCGCCAGGACAAGUUGGACGGUCUCAUCAAAAGCCUUCUGAAAGGACGAGAUGGAGAUGGCUUCCCUGUGUUUCAGGAGAAGUUCAUACGUGAGUGCAUUCGGAAAUUCCCAUACUGCGAUGCCACUCUACUGCAGCAGCUGGUCAGAAGCAUUGCACCAGUCGAGAUUGGUAGCGACCCCACUGCCAUCUCUGUACUCACGCAGGCCAUCACAGGCCAGGUGGGCUUUGUGGAUGCUGAAUUCUGCACGGCCUGUGGAGAAAAGGGAGCUGAGAAACGAUGUUCCAUCUGCAAAAUGGUGAUCUACUGUGAUCCAGCCUGUCAGAAGAUGCACUGGUUCACCCAUAAGAAGUUGUGCAAAAGAUUGCAGGAGCAGAGGGAGAGGCAUGAGAUGGAGUCUGCUAAACACGCCGAGAGACCAGUCACAGUUGAUGCGACACAAACUGCCAUGGCAACAGAGUCAGUUGAAGAGACAACCACAGCAUUGAAGGACCUCUCUGUGGAGCUCCCCCGGUCGUCUGCCAAGUCUUCAUCAGAUGCCUCGAGUGACACGCUCAUCUGUCCAACUACUUCUACUACCAACACAGACUGAAUGUUUUUGCCCACUCAACAAAUAUCCAUGCCAUGCUUCAGCUUUGAAGAACGCAGACACAUACAUCAAGAGAAAGGGCCAUGACUAGAGAAAAAUGUCCUGUUUCUUGUGAAAAAGUGAAAUAAAAACAAAAUGUGUCAAACAAUCAUUGUUACAACUUUUGAGAUGACAUUAAUUGAAAAAGCAUUGCAACACAAGGACUAAAUCACGUACUCAUUUUUUGUGUAGAAAGGUUUUUUUCAAUUCACAAUUUAAGAAAAGGCAAGAUUAUUAAUCGCAAACAUUAAAUUCAUCAUAUACACUACAUUUGAUCAAAUCUGCUCAGACUGCAGAGUAUGCCUUGACGUUAUGAGAACUGUUGUUUGACAAAGUCUUAAAGGAACAGACCAGGAACUCACUUUUAGAUGAAGCACCACAUUUUGAACUACAUUUGUUUAUUUAUUCACCCUUCCAAAAUAUGAUUUUGAGGCUAGGCCACAAGAUCCUGUGACCUUACCUCUUUCCUGAAACACCUAGUAUCUGGAAUGCUUUGAAAGUGACUUAUUUAUUUAAUGAAUCAACAUGCCAUAUUGAGUGUUUUGUUUUUGGAGAAGUGAACCAGUUUAAUUACCAGUUCAGUAAAUGACAUUGGGUUUGAAGUUCCAAUACAACCCACUGCCAAGAGGUCUAUCUGGACUAGCAUACUGCAGUAAACUCAUUUCUACUCCACAGGUCAUCGGCUGGAACCGUGAGUGCUGUACUCCUGGACAUGUACCAUGUUUGGGCGCCUGCCUAGAGGCGUUAGUUACCAUGGUGAAUAAUGCCCUGGGGGUGCUUACUAGGGAACGUUGCAUUUCAGUACCAGCAUGUGUCCUUCAAUUGGUCAGAAGUCUUACCUUGGAUUGCUUGCAGACAAUGUGUUGUCCCUCCUCUAAUGUGUGUCCUCAGACAUGGUGUGUGUGUGUGUGUGUCUGUGUGUGUGUGUGUGUGUGCGUGUGUGUCAGUCAGUGGCAUGCAGUAUGUUUUACUUAUAGGCAAGCAGCCCCCGCCCCACCCCCCCUGCUCCUGCAUACACACACACAAACCAUCACCGCAACACAUGCACUGGCUGUUAAAACUGCUUGUUUAAAAGAACUACUGCUCCAGCCUAUUCUUCCCUUUGUUUUCCCGGUGCAUUUCUCCUUUAUGCUGUACUGUAGCCAUCUACACAUUUCUGCACUACUUUUUGCCAAAGAAAUCAAAUUAAAAAUGAUGUAUAACUGUGCCUGGCAUUUUGUGACCCAAUGAAAUUGACAGGAGCCUGCAAGGAGAUGUUGUCCACUAGGGGUCAGGCUUAAACAAUAAAUGCCAGAUGACUGAAUACCAACUAGAGGGAAGCAGAGAAUAUUAGCUUUGAGAAUGUGUGUAGCUGUGGGCUCUGACUGACCGCUCAAUAAAUGUUCAAAGCUA